Papaver somniferum (opium poppy) is the source of this 3521-nucleotide messenger RNA. RefSeq lists its product as uncharacterized. Gene Ontology annotation, molecular function: protein binding. Lineage: Eukaryota; Viridiplantae; Streptophyta; Magnoliopsida; Ranunculales; Papaveraceae. The coding region runs from base 168 to 1340 and encodes 390 amino acids. The record is from RefSeq and is a predicted model, not a curated record. The transcript is spliced from 5 exons.
GGAACAAGCAAUAGAAUUUCCUAUAUCAACAAUUUUUCAUCACUUCUGAUCACUUUUUAAUCAGCCAAAUUUGGGGUUCAUCCGAAGCUUAAUACAUGCAGUUCCACUGAUUCCUAGAGUAUAGCAGUGCUGCUGCAAAAUUGUUGAGAGCAGUUAAAGCGCGUCAAAUGGAGAAGAAGGAAAAGAAGAAAGAAGGGAGUGAUGGGAAGAGAUAUUGUAUGCUGGAUUUACUCAAAGAUUGCAUCUAUAGAACUCUAAUUAAACUUGACGUCGAGUCACUUCAGAGAUCAAAGUUUGUUUGCAAGGCAUGGUACAAGAUGAUCAGCAACACUAUUUUCAUCGAAGACCGUCUUUGUCGCUCCGAAAUGGGUUUGAUCUUUCUAUAUAAGUCGUCAGAAAAAGAAACUAGUUCAAAUGAAAACGUGUUUCACGUCGAGCAACAUUAUCUCUCGAGAAAAACGGGAAUCAACUGGAUGCCUCGAAUUGACCAGUACGAAGCAGAGUUGAACUUGCGAUUCAUGGAGAUUAAAGAUGGGAAAAGCACAGUAAGAUCUUUGAAGUUAAACACCUAUGGGCAAAUACGAGCUGUGUGCAACGGCUUUCUUCUACUCGAAAGCAAAACAAAAUGUGGUCCAAUUGUCAUCAAUCCUGUGACUCGAGAGUACACUGUUCUUUGUCGUGGUACAGAAACUCUCCUCCCACGGUUUGAAUCUUAUGGACUUGCUUUCAGUCACGGAACGGAAGAGUAUAAAGUCGUACAUUUGUUUCGAGAUGAUUUACAGUUUUUCGGAUGUGAGAUUAUAGUGGUGGGCUCUCAUACAUGGAGGGCAGUUGAUGGUCCUAGUUCUGGACUUAUAAAUCAGUUGGGAAAGGCUCCAAUUGUUGCCAUUGGAGCUUUUCACUGGAUGCCUCAUAUUGAGAACAGUGAUUACAUAGUGUCAAUGGGCAUUGAUGAUGAAAAAUUUCGCAAAAUCAAGUUGCCAAAUCCUAGUGGAAAAUUUGAUGGUUUAGUUGAUAUGGGUGGAUGCUUAUCGUUCCUGAAUCAGGUCAGUCUGAAUCAACUUGAUGUUUGGAUUUUGGAGGAUUUACAUGGAAGUAAGUGGACCCUGAAACACAAAAUUACAGUUGGAUCGACAAUUUGUAUGGUUCCUGUUGGUUAUAAUUCGAGAAACAACGAGUUAGUUUUAAAGAAAGGUCCAUCGUUGGGUACUUAUGAUUUUGAGCAGAGACAAAUGAAGUGGAUUGAAGGUUGUUCUCCAUAUAUGGAAUCCUAUAUGCCUCAUUUUAAUAGCUUAGUCUCUUGGAGGAAUCGUAGAGAUCAGCGACUAGAAGAUGUCUGAUGCCAAAUUUCUUCCAGCAUAUACGCCUGUCCAAGGAUAUGUUCUGAAAAUUGCUAAAGAGUUUAGAGAUUUUUCAUUCAGUUUUUGUUACUGGUCUGGUGGUGCUUAUGGGAUGGCUGUAUCAAUCUGGUUGAAUCAACCCCAGCUUUAAACGGAGUCCCACACUCUGUCUGAAGAGGAUCUCAUUUCCCCCAGGACUUGAAAUUAGUAGUCAAACAAAGAAAUGCACCGGAUUUUCGGAAUUCCAACGGAUAAAUACAAUCAGUUCCAAAAGAGAGAUUUUCUCUGUAAAACCCCAUCAAGAACUUCUACUCACUAUUUUUAUCAGCAAAAUAUGGAUUCAUCCAGAGCUUAAUAGAUGCAGUUCGACUGAUUCACUGAGAGUAAAGAUGCAAAAGAUGGCAAAAGUGGACUGCAGCAGUACUGCUGCAAACUUGUUGCAAGUAGUUCAAGCGCGACAAUUCAUGAAGGAGGAACAAAGGAAGAAAGAGGAACUGGAGAAGAAGGACAAGGAGAAAGAAGAGAAUGAUGGGAAGAGAUACAGUAUGCUAGAUUUACCAAAAGAUUGCAUCUACAGAACUCUUAUUAAACUACCCAUUGAGUCACUUCGGAGAUCAAGUUUGGUUUGCAAGCCAUGGUACAAGAUGAUCAACAACUCUAUUUUCAUCCAAGCCAUCUUCGUCGAUCCCAAAUGGGUUUAAUCUUUCUAUUUAAGUCGACCAGAAAAGAAAGUGAUAAAAACGUUUUCCAUGUCGAAAAAAAUUAUCUUCGGGGUAAAGUAGGAGCCAACUGGAAGUCUCGAAUCUAUCAGUACGAAGUAGAGUUGAAUUUGCAAUUCAUGGAGAUUAAAGAUGGGAAAAGCAUGGUAAAAUCUUUGAAGCUAAGCUCCUACGGAAAAAUACAAGCUGCGUGCAACGGCAUGGUUCUACUCGACAACAGCAGAAUUUGUGGUCCAAUUGUCAUCAAUCCUGAGUACACUGCACUUCGUCAAGGUACAAAAGUUCCCCCACAGGAUGAAUCUUAUGGAUUUUCUUUCAGUGACAGAACCGGAAAGUAUAAAGUCGUACAUUUGUUUCGAGAUCAUCUGCGGUAUUUCGGAUGUGAGAUUGCAGAGGUCGGUUCUCAGACAUGGAGGGCAGUUGAUGGUCCUAGUUUUGGACUUAUAAGUCAAUUGGUAAAGUCUCCAGUUGUUGCCAGUGGAGCUUUUCACUGGAUGCCUCACAUUGAGUACAAUAAAUACAUAGUGUCGAUGGGCAUUGAUGAUGAAAAAUUUCGCAAAAUCCAGUUACCGAAAACUAGUGGAGCAUAUGAUGGUUUAGCUGAUAUGGAUGGAUCCUUAGUGUUUGUGACUCACACCAAUUAUAAUCAACUUGAUGUUUGGAUUUUGGAGGAUUUAGAUGCAAGUAAGUGGAUCUUGAAGCACCGAAUUAUUACUGGUGGAUUGACUUUGUGCAUGGAUCCUGUUUGUUAUAGCUCAUACAAGUUAGUUUUGAAGAGAGGCAUAAACAAAACGUUGUUUAUGUAUGAUUUCGAGCAGAGAGAGAUGAAGGAGAUUGAAAUGGGUGAAGGUUGUUCUCCAUAUGUGGGAUCUUACGUUCCUCAUUUUAACAGCAUAGUCUCUUGGACAAAUCGUAUAGGUCAGGAACUAGAAGAUGUCUGAUGUUAAAUGUGCUCUUCCUUUGUGCUAGGUAAUCUCUUUUUUGUGUGGCUCUUCCGUUUUCCAGCAUAUGUCUGUCCUGCAACACCAUUUUGUGACCUUUGGUAGGCUGGUUGAGCUUGGUGUAGAAUACUUUCACUAAAAGCCAGCUUCUCUGGUGUGAUCUCGCACGUCAAAGUUGUAUAAAUUGUAUUUGUGGAACAUGACCAGUUCUGCUUCUGAUUGCCAAGCACCCUCAAAGUUGGAAUACACCUUGAAAAGUUGGCUUCUCUGAUGCACUAUAUGAUGGCUUGUUAGAGGUGACUUCGCUAAACGCCUAAACAUAACUUGCAUAAGCUUGCAAAUACCUUCUGGCAUUGCCCAACACCAAUUCUAGAAAUAACUUGCAUAUUCUUGGUUGGAAACUUUAAAAUUUUAAAUAAUUUCCCCUUUAAUUUAUAAUGUGGUUGUGGACCUCGUGGUAGUUGAAAAGGAGUCCAACACUCCAACAAGCCAUCAUAUAGUGCAUCGUUCUCUUGCUUUCU